ACUCCGGCGCGGUUGUUGUUGGGCGUGGAGGGAUUUGCGCGGCUCGUCCCCGCAUUACGUCUCGCUCGAACUUUCCUCGAUCCAUCCCUACCACCGCCGGUCGUCCGCCGCUGUUGCAAUGCCGCUGUGACCGGGGUCCAAGGAGUCGCGGCGUAGAGCGAGGAGGCAUUCCUGCAUGAUCCGUCUCUGCGGAAAUCAAAACACCGCGGCUCGCAAAAAAAAAAACUACGUUUUACACACGCGUGUGCGUGCGGUCCCGCGUACACAUCCCCCGCUUCCGCGCGCGCAUCCGCGCGCUCCGACGCGAAUGCUCCUGUUGUUUGGGCGCAUCGUAAUCCCGAAAUAGGAUCAAGGAUAACGACGUCAUAAAUUUUUUCGCGUCUACGUGCUGCGGCGCCGUGCGAGAGUUGAGAAACCGGUCGGUUGUAUUCAAAUUCACAUUUUAAAGAGAAUAUAAAUUUUAAACAGCCUCCUGCAAAAUGGUUUCGUUAGUGGCAAGCGUCAGAGCUACCAGCUCUCUUCAUCACUGGUGCGCCUGUGCCGCGAGGACAUUGACUACGAGCGCGAUGCCAAGUCCUAAGGAUGACGCGAAAGAAGUCAUCGUUAAUUAUUUAGAUGGGAAAGACAACGGCAUCGCUGUAUUAGGAUUGAACAGGCCUGCCGCUCGCAAUUCUUUCAGCAAGGUCUUGAUCUCUCAAUUGAAUGAAGCGCUGGCUUCCAUUAGGCAAAACAGCAAGCUGAGAGUGUUGAUAGUACGCAGUCUGAUUCCAAAAGUGUUUUGCGCCGGGGCUGACCUACGGGAAAGAUUCAAGAUGGACAAUUCCGAGGUGCAGCGAUUCGUGUCCUCACUGAGAGAUCUCAUGACCAACGUGGAGACCCUACCAACGCCGGUGAUAUCGGCUAUCGACGGUGCAGCGCUGGGCGGAGGAUUAGAGCUCGCGUUAGCCAGCGAUAUCAGGGUCGCCUCUUCCGAGGCAAAGAUGGGUCUCGUAGAGACGAAACUGGCCAUAAUUCCAGGCGCCGGCGGAACUCAGAGACUUCCGAGGAUAAUCGGCGUACCCAAGGCUAAAGAAUUGAUUUACACCGCGCGCAUUCUGGACGGCGAGCAGGCGAUGCAGAUCGGUCUCGUGAACGAGGUAGUUCCGCAAAACAAGGUCGGCGAUGCAGCUUAUCAAAUGGCUCUCUCAAUCGCGAGAGAAAUUUUGCCCAAUGGUCCCAUCGGCGUUAAAUUGGCGAAAGUGGCCAUAUCUAAAGGCACGGAGGUAUCUCUCGAAGACGGUAUGGAGAUUGAGGGGCAAUGCUACAGCAAACUCGUGGAUACAAAGGACAGAAUCGAAGGACUCGCCGCUUUCGUGGCGAAGCGCGUACCCGUCUACCAAGGAGCGUAAAAAUUCACGGUGCCAUAACAAAACGUUUAAUUCACAGACUAUCAUAUCAUGAACGGAAUACAUUUUAUAUACGUUUUAUAUAUCACAAAAUAUAUAUAUUAACAUCU
Molecule: messenger RNA, 1495 nt
Organism: Wasmannia auropunctata (little fire ant)
Lineage: Eukaryota; Metazoa; Arthropoda; Insecta; Hymenoptera; Formicidae
Product: methylglutaconyl-CoA hydratase, mitochondrial
Exons: 3
Coding region: 480-1388 (302 amino acids)
Biological process (GO): fatty acid beta-oxidation
Cellular component (GO): mitochondrion
Molecular function (GO): enoyl-CoA hydratase activity
Source: RefSeq, a predicted model, not a curated record